Messenger RNA from Podospora bellae-mahoneyi, 3040 nucleotides. RefSeq lists its product as uncharacterized. NCBI's taxonomy places the organism in Eukaryota, Fungi, Ascomycota, Sordariomycetes, Sordariales, Podosporaceae. Gene Ontology annotation, molecular function: NAD+ poly-ADP-ribosyltransferase activity; NAD+-protein mono-ADP-ribosyltransferase activity. The record is from RefSeq and is a predicted model, not a curated record. The coding region runs from base 701 to 2776 and encodes 691 amino acids. Gene Ontology annotation, cellular component: nucleolus. The transcript is spliced from 3 exons. Gene Ontology annotation, biological process: double-strand break repair; protein poly-ADP-ribosylation.
GGAGGCGGCCAGGGCGCUCUGGUGUGGGUGCCGAGCCCUGCCAGCCGCCGGUCGGCCCGUCCGUAUAUCCUGGAUGGGCGUAGACUCCGGAGUGAGAUGAUCCGGCAGUUGGCUCCGGUCUUCCAUUGCAUCCCGUCCCGGCACGCCGGUCUUCAGUCUUGAAAAAUGUAUCUGAGCUUACCAUCAACAAGCUUGCUUCAUGGUCGAUGGCAUGGACACCCAGCACAUGUUGGAAGUGAGGUAAGGUAUCUUAGGUAUGAUCAAGUGAGAUAUCCGGGAUUUGGAGAGAGACUUGCGGGGCACUGUUCCUACACCCCACUGCGCACACCAUUCGCAUCCAAUCUGCUGGACGCUCGGAUUGAAGCCAUCGUGAUCGAAGGAAGCUCUGCAGAUACCUGGACAAUCAGAAUAAAAUGAAGGCUGGCUGAUGCCUAAGCCGUUGUGGGACUGCUGGGCCAGCUGCCUGCUUAGUGUCCCGUGAUCUCGCGCUCUUCCCCUGGCAGGGGCCACUGUUGCCUGCUCGACAUGUCGCGCCUGCCAAUAAAACAAGCAGCCACGAGAAGGUUGAUCGAGUAUAAUUGCAUUCAAACUCAAGACCUGAUUCCAGCUUCCUUCAGGCUCUUGCGAAUUGUGUGGCAUCUCUGUUUGUUCAUUCGUUAAUUACCCUUCACCCUCUACAUACCUUUCUCCUCCCGUCAGAAUGCCGCCAAAACGCGCCAAGAAGGCUGCCGCUGCCGCAGCAGAACCUCCUCUCGAUGGCUGCAAGAUUGCCCUGAGCGGCACCUUUGCGGGCAUGACCCAAUCGGCUGUCAAGGCCAAGGCAGAGGCUGUGGGUGCCACUGUCAGCACCGCUGUCACCGAAGACACGACACACCUCGUGGCCACCGAGGCCGACUUCAACAAGCCCUCAGCCAAAGUCACCAAAGCACAGACCCUAGGCAUUCCCAUUGUCAGCUUUGAGUGGCUGUCGCUCUCUGAACAAAAGAAUAGGAAACAGGCUGAAGACGACUUCACGUUGGGCGGCACUGCUUCCACCAAGACCAGCACAUCGCGGAAGAGAGCUGCGGUUGACAGCACCUCCGACACGGAAACUGUUGCACCACCGGCCAAGAAAAGCAAGGAUGGUAAUGCCAAGGUUGAAAAUGGAGAUGUCAAAGUCGAAGAUGCUCCCCCAGAGCAGAAAAAGGCCAAGCAAGAGAAGGCACUUGGUGAGGGUCAGGUUUUGAAACGAAAAGACACUCGGAUUCCAAUCGAUGAUGGCUGUCCCUUUACGAGUUCGGUCGUGUACAUUGAUGCUGACGGCGUCAUCUACGACGCCUCGUUGAACCAAACCAACGCCUCCAACAACAACAACAAGUUCUACCGCAUUCAGCUUUUAGUGGAUCCUCAAGGAGUGUACAGGACAUGGACUCGCUGGGGUCGUGUUGGUGAUCACGGCCAAACCCAGGUUCCUGCCACAGGUUCGCUCGCAGAGGCCAUGAAGCAGUUCGAAAAGAAGUUCAAAGACAAAUCGGGCAUCGCUUGGGCCAACCGGGGCGACAACCCAAAGCCCGGCAAGUACGCUUUUGUGGAGAGGAACUACGAGGAGGAUUCCGACGAUGAAGAUGCGGCAGAAGAUGAGUCCAAGGACAAAACUAGGGCUGGCGACUGGACGCCGCCAAAGUGCAGUCUAGACCCUGCGGUGCAGCAUCUUUUGGAACUCAUCUUCAACCAGCAGUACUUUGCCAACACAAUGUCGGACCUCAACUACGACGCAAACAAGCUCCCGCUCGGCAAGCUCAGCAAGGCCACCAUCACGCGCGGUUUCCAGUCACUAAAAGACCUGUCAGAGCUCCUCGACGACAACACACUGGCGCAGUCCAAGUACUCCAUGACGUACGGAAAUGCCGUAGAACAGCUGUCCAACACGUUCUACUCGCUCAUCCCGCACAAUUUUGGUCGCAACCGUCCACCCGUCAUUCACACUCAGCAAAUGGUCAAGAAGGAAAUAGAACUUCUGGAAAGCCUAAGCGACAUGAAGAAUGCGGCCGAGAUCAUGAAGCUGGACAAAGUGGGCAACUACGAUGUCCACCCCCUCGACAAGCAGUACGAGGGUCUGAAGAUGAAGGAGAUGACUGUCCUUAAUCCCGCCACUCAAGAGUUUGCAGAGCUCAAAAACUAUCUGGUCAACACACGUGGGCACACCCACAAUCACAGUUACCAAGUCGAAAACAUCUUCCGCAUCGAGCGCCAAGGCGAGAAGGAUCGAUUCGACGCCAGUGUGUUUGGCAAGCUCAACCAAAACAGGCGCCUGCUGUGGCACGGUUCUCGCGCAACCAACUUUGGUGGUAUUCUCAGCCAAGGUCUUCGUAUUGCUCCUCCAGAAGCACCUGUGAACGGCUACAUGUUCGACAAGGGCAUCUAUCUUGCCGACAUGGCCUCCAAGUCUGCAAACUACUGCUGCUCGUAUCAGUCUGGCAAUACUGCUCUUCUUUUGCUGUGCGAGGCUGAACUGGGUGACCCCAUGCAGGAGCUGCUGCACUCUUCUUACAACGCCGCCAGUGAGGCCAAGCAGAAGGGCAUGAUUUCCACAUGGGGCAAGGGAACAAACGGUCCACUGGCAUGGAAAGAUGCUAGCUGCGUGGAAUCUUCUCUGAAGGGUGUUAUGAUGCCCGACACGGCCACGAAGAUGCCAGGGAAAACCGGCGUGGCAGGAGCCAGCUUGCUGUAUAACGAAUACAUUGCCUACGACGUGUCACAAGUCCGCCUCCGUUACCUCUUCCGGGUUAAGAUGUAGAAGUGUGCGCGUCUUAGGGACAAUGAGUGAUGGUGGGAGUAUGGUGUUGGUGGCUAUCUUGGCUUCAUUUUGGGGACCGCGGCAGCGUCAAUGUGUACAAGGUAGGGCGGGGGCGAAAACGGUUUCGGUGAGAGGUAGAGCUAGGGAUACAUUUGCUAAUAUUGCGCCAUGUGCUAAUCAAAUCAAACAUGAACUAGUGAGUUGCAGGAGUACUGUGCUCUCACCUGUCGUGCGUGUUCCAUCUGCAAGCAUUGCCCUCAGUCC